This is a messenger RNA of Fusarium keratoplasticum, 2874 nucleotides long. Its product is annotated as Coatomer subunit beta. The transcript is spliced from 4 exons. Gene Ontology annotation, cellular component: COPI vesicle coat; cytoplasm. Bases 1 to 2874 code for a protein of 957 amino acids. Gene Ontology annotation, biological process: intra-Golgi vesicle-mediated transport; endoplasmic reticulum to Golgi vesicle-mediated transport; intracellular protein transport. The record is from RefSeq and is a predicted model, not a curated record. Gene Ontology annotation, molecular function: structural molecule activity. Lineage: Eukaryota; Fungi; Ascomycota; Sordariomycetes; Hypocreales; Nectriaceae.
AUGUCUGGCUUUCUCGAGAACGCAUACAGUCUCGUCCACCAGGACAAUGCGGCCGACGUCCCCACCGUCUCCGAUCUGCGCAUGCAGCUGGAGAAGGGUACCGACGAGACCAAGGUCGAGACCAUGAAGCGCAUCUUGACCAUUAUGCUCAACGGAGAUCCCAUGCCUACGCUUCUCAUGCACAUCAUCCGCUUCGUCAUGCCCUCAAAGUACAAGCCGCUCAAGAAGCUCCUCUACUUCUACUACGAGAUCUGCCCCAAGCUCGACAGCAGCGGCAAGUUGAAGCAGGAGAUGAUUCUAGUCUGCAACGGUAUCCGUAACGAUCUUCAACACCCCAACGAAUACAUUCGAGGCAACACCCUGCGCUUCCUCUGCAAGCUGAGAGAGGCCGAGCUCAUCGAACCCCUCCUUUCCUCAGCACGAUCUUGCCUGGAGCACCGACAUGCCUACGUCCGAAAGAACGCUGUCUUCGCCAUCUCUUCCAUUUUCCAACACUCGCCUUCCUUGAUCCCCGAUGCUUCAGAACUCAUCGCCACCUUCCUCAUGGGAGAGAGCGAUGCCACCUGCAAGAGGAACGCCUUUGCAGCCCUCUCCAGCAUUGAUCACGAUGCUGCGCUCUCAUACCUGGGGUCCGUUUUCGAGGGCAUCCCCAACGCAGAGGAGCUUCUUCAGCUUGUUGAGCUCGAGUUCAUCCGCAAGGAUGCUGUUCAGAACUCCCAGAACAAGGCACGAUAUCUGAGGUUAAUUUUCGAUCUGCUAGAAGCUGGCGCAUCCACCGUUGUAUAUGAAGCCGCUUCUUCCCUCACUGCCUUGACCAACAACCCCGUGGCGGUCAAGGCCGCCGCCGCCAAGUUUAUCGAGCUGAGCAUCAAGGAGGCGGACAACAAUGUCAAGCUUAUCGUGCUUGACCGGGUCGACCAGCUGCGCAAGAAGAACGAGGGUAUCCUGGAUGACCUGACCAUGGAGAUCCUGCGUGUCCUCUCCAGCACUGAUAUUGAUGUGCGAAGAAAGGCACUUGGCCUUGCCCUCGAGAUGGUCUCCAGCAAGAACGUCGAAGAGGUCGUUCUGCUGCUCAAAAAGGAGCUCUCCAAGACUGUCGACCAGGAGUAUGAGAAGAACACUGAAUAUCGAUCCCUCCUCAUCCACUCGAUUCACCAGUGCGCCAUCAAGUUCUCCGAGGUUGCUGCUAGCGUUGUGGAGCUUCUCAUGGACUUCAUUGCCGACUUUAACAACGUCUCCGCUGUGGACGUUAUCAACUUUGUCAAGGAGGUUGUUGAAAAGUUCCCCAGCCUCCGAACUACCAUCAUUGAGCGUCUCGUCUCUACUCUGGGCGAGGUCCGGGCUGGCAAGGUGUACCGGGGUAUCAUGUGGAUCAUUGGCGAGUACUCGCUUGAAGAGAAGGAUAUCCGUGAGGCUUGGAAGAGAAUACGUGCUAGCUUGGGUGAGAUGCCUAUUCUUGCCUCUGAGCAACGGCUACUGGACUCUCAUGACGACGGCGAGAAGGCUGAUGACCACAUCAACGGAACCUCUAAGCAAGCCGCGCCCACUGGAUCCCGCAAGGUCCUCGCUGACGGCACCUAUGCUACUGAGACUGCUCUCACCAGCCAGUCUUCGGCUGCUGCUAAGCUUGAAGCCGUCAAGGCUGCUCAGAAGCCCCCGUUGCGUCAGCUCAUUCUCGAUGGCGACUACUACCUGGCGACUGUCCUGUCCUCCACUCUUGUCAAGCUUGUGAUGCGACACCACGAGAUUUCCUCCGACAAGGCACGAACCAAUGCCCUGAGGGCUGAGGCUAUGCUCAUCAUGAUUUCCAUCAUCCGAGUCGGCCAGUCCCAGUUCGUCAAGGCACCCAUCGAUGAAGACUCCGUGGACCGAAUCAUGUCCUGCGUGCGCUCGCUGGCUGAGUUUGAGCAGAAGAAGGAGCUUGAGACUGUGUGGUUGGACGACACUCGCAAGGCUUUCCGUGCCAUGGUCCAGGUUGAAGAGAAGAAGAGGGCGGCUAAGGAGGCUUUCGAGAAGGCCAAGACUGCCGUGCAGGUCGAUGAUGUUGUGCCUAUCCGACAACUCGCCAAGAAGAAUGCUUCCGACGGACUCGAUGAGAUCGAGGUGGAUCUGGAGCGGGCAACUGGUGGUGAAGGCACUGCUGAGGAUCUCUCAUCCAAGCUUAGCCGUGUGGUUCAGCUCACCGGUUUCUCUGAUCCCGUCUACGCUGAGGCUUAUGUCAAGGUUCAUCAGUUCGAUAUCGUUCUCGAUGUCCUCCUGGUCAACCAGACGACCGAGACUCUCCAGAACCUCUCGGUUGAGUUUGCCACUCUAGGUGACCUCAAGGUGGUUGAGCGCCCGACCACACAGAACCUGGGCCCUCACGACUUCCACAAUGUGCAGUGCACAAUCAAGGUUUCAUCAACUGACACAGGUGUCAUCUUUGGUAACGUUGUGUACGAUGGGGCUCACUCCACUGACACUAACGUGGUUAUUCUCAACGACCUGCACGUUGACAUUAUGGACUACAUUCAGCCCGCUACCUGCACCGAGACCCAGUUCCGUACCAUGUGGACCGAGUUUGAGUGGGAGAACAAGGUCAAUAUCAACUCGAAGGCCAAGUCGCUACGCGAUUUCCUUGACCAGCUGAUGGCCUGCACAAAUAUGAACUGUCUCACACCAGAGGCUAGUCUGAAGGGUGACUGCCAGUUCCUGAGCGCCAACCUCUACGCGAGGAGUGUGUUCGGUGAGGAUGCUCUGGCCAACCUGAGUAUCGAGAAGGAGGGUGAGGAUGGACCCAUCACCGGUUUCGUUCGGAUAAGAAGCCGAUCGCAGGGUCUGGCGCUGAGCCUGGGCUCAUUGAAGGGUCUGAACAAGAUCGGCUCGACAGCCUAG